ACCUCCACUUGGACGCUCUUAUUGCCUGACACGGAUUCAUCAGCUUUUAUAUUUCAUGUGUAAACUUUUUCUCGCUUGUAAGAUGCAAGAACGUUUAGAAAUCACGCGGAUAAAUUAUGCAACUCUGAGGUUUUGAAGAAGACUAAUACAGGACGAGGGGACGAUGAUGAUGAUGAUUUAUGCCUCCACACCUGCCCACCCACACUGUGGACAUUAGCUGGAUAAAGGAGGAUAAACCUGCCGCAACUUAAAAAAGAAGAAGAAGCCUUUUCCCCCUGAAGAAACAUGCAGGGCAACAGCAGCGCCUCCGGACCCCUGGUCGCUCUGAGCGUGUGCGGAACAGAAGAGGAUGAACGCGAAAUCUCCAAACUUGCCAGCCCCACAGGAGCGUCCUCUAAUCUCGCAGCUUUAAACCUUUCUUUGAACUGCUGGCUCCACAUCCUCUCCAAGGAGUCCUCGCUGGACCUGCAAGCAGACAGCGCAAACCUGGCAGUCCGAGUUGUCAUUGCUCUGGUGUACCUGGUGGUGUGUGUUCUGGGGCUUGUGGGUAACCUCCUGGCACUCUUCCUGCUCCACUCCCGCCGCCAGGGCCAACACCACUCCUCCAUCGACUGCUUCGUGAUGAGCCUGGCGCUGACAGACCUCCAGUUCGUUCUCACCUUGCCCUUCUGGGCCGUGGACACGGUGCUGGACUUCCGCUGGCCCUUUGGCUGGGUCAUGUGCAAGAUCGUGAGCUCGGUCACCACCAUGAACAUGUACGCCAGCGUCUUCUUCCUCACCGCCAUGAGCGUGACCCGCUACCACUCCCUGCGUACCUCUCUGAAGAUGGCCAACCCUAGGGUUGCCUAUGCUCGUGCCAAAUGGGCCAGUUUAACCAUUUGGGUGGUGUCACUGGUGGCUACUCUGCCCCAUGCUUUCUACUCCACCACAGUCCAGGUGUCUACAGAUGACGAGCUGUGCUUAGUGCGCUUCUCUGGUUACGAAUCCGGCCACUGGGAUCCUCAAACCCUGCUUGGACUCUACCAAACACAAAAAGUCCUCCUGGGUUUUGUGUUUCCCUUGAUUGUCAUCUCUGUGUGUUACCUCCUCCUCCUGAGGUUCAUCAUGAGCCGGCGCAUCGUAGGCAGCAUGGUCAGCGGGAGUGUCACUGAUAGGUCAGAGUGUGAGAGAGGACGCCACCGCUGCCGCUCUAAAGUAACCCGCUCGAUCACCAUCGUAGUUCUGUCCUUCUUCAUCUGCUGGCUGCCUAACCAGGCUCUCACCCUGUGGGGUGUGCUGAUCAAAUUUGACCUGGUGCCCUUCAGUAAAGCCUUCUACAACGUCCAGGCCUACGCCUUCCCCUUGACUGUGUGCUUAGCUCAUGCAAACAGCUGUCUUAACCCGGUGCUCUACUGCCUGAUCAGAAAAGAGUACAGAGUAGGACUGAAGAUGCUCCUGCUGAGAGUGUCUCACUCCGUCCAAAAUGUUUUCACAAGAGCGCUGAGAGGGAGGAGAGUGGUGGAAGCACCACCCGCUGUGGUUUUGAUACACAAUGACAAUAAUACAUGAUUUACUCUGGAACAGAAGAAGUUUGACAUUUUGGUAAAUACAAUUAUCGGCUUUGAGUGUUAGAAGAGAAGAUUGAUACAGACCUUAUGUUGGUAGGCUAAAUAUGAAGCUACAGCCAGCACCCGCUUAGCUUAGCUUAGCACAAAGACUGGAAACAGGGAAAUGGCUAGCCUGGCUCUGUCCAACGUCUCAAUAAUUAACACGUCUCUCUGAGGAAACCUGUAGACUCAAGUGUUUGGAGCUGAAAUUGGAGAUAUGAACAUAUGCACAUGAUUUCCAAAAGCAAGCAACUAAGCAAUUAUUGGAGUGUUCACGUAACUGUCUGUAAUGCCGUCUGAAAGGCCAGUUUUCCAGUUGAAAGCUAAACAAAUGUUGCUGGUUAAUUACCUUUGGACAGAGCCAGGCUAGUUGUUUCCUCCUGUUUACAGACUUUGUGCUGAGCUCACAAAAGUGUUUAAGCCCAUUUCCCAAGAUGUCAAACCUUUCCUUUACUACUAAAGAAAAUUAGUCUUUGGUGCCAUUUUUUUAUCCUGUUCUUGUACAACAAGAACAUGUUGUACAUUUAUUUCAGCCAUCAAACUGGACACACACUUUAGUUUUACUCACAUUUUGCAGACAAACCUGAACAGCUAUGUUUUGCUUUAUUAUGCACUUUUUGUGAAAUAUGCCACUUUAAAAGUAAUCUCCAUGGUGACAGUACAUUCCUGAACAUUAUCAACUCCCCGAAUGAGCCCACUCUGCGUUACACUGUGGGCUGAAAUCACCGUAAAGGUUGAAAUAAAUUGUGAAAUGAUAGUUCAACCUGUAAAGUGAUUUGUGUUCAUUGCAUCUCAAACACCUACACAGGCAAUCAUGAGGACUGUGAAUUUGUGUAAUUUGUGUUAUUGUUACCAACAUUUGAAACUGCCAUCUCUCAGCCUUGUCGUACCGCUGUGAAUCGUUCUGUGAUUGCACAUAUGUAAUGUGACAUUAAUAAAAUAA
This is a messenger RNA of Cottoperca gobio, 2529 nucleotides long. RefSeq names its product relaxin-3 receptor 1-like. The transcript is spliced from 3 exons. Gene Ontology annotation, molecular function: C-C chemokine binding; C-C chemokine receptor activity. The coding region runs from base 286 to 1548 and encodes 420 amino acids. NCBI's taxonomy places the organism in Eukaryota, Metazoa, Chordata, Actinopteri, Perciformes, Bovichtidae. Gene Ontology annotation, cellular component: external side of plasma membrane; membrane. The record is from RefSeq and is a predicted model, not a curated record. Gene Ontology annotation, biological process: calcium-mediated signaling; cell chemotaxis; immune response.